AUGGCUACCAGCAGCAUAGCCUCCGCCGCGUGCGGAUUUGUGGUGGCGCCAAACGUCCCAUCCAGCUCGACCGCCGUCAAGAGCAGCAUGGUGUUCUUCUCCUCCUCCAGGAUCAACCGGAGCCCGAGGCUAGUGGUGCGGGCCGCCGCCGCAGAUGAGGCAGCGGCGCCGGCGCCGGCGGCCUCCACCUCCGAAGCUCCUGCCGCCGAACCCCCCAAGGCCGCCAAGCCGCCACCGAUUGGCCCCCCGAGGGGCUCCAAGGCGAGUAAGAGUUUGAUUAUGAUGGACAAACCUCAGGUAAGGAUUUUGAGGAAGGAAUCAUACUGGUACAAGGGUGUAGGCUCAGUUGUUGCUGUUGACCAGGACCCAAAAACCCGAUACCCGGUGGUGGUGAGGUUCAACAAAGUGAACUAUGCAAACGUGUCGACGAACAAUUAUGCAUUGGAUGAAGUAGAAGUUGUUACAUGA
Striga asiatica is the source of this 468-nucleotide messenger RNA. Lineage: Eukaryota; Viridiplantae; Streptophyta; Magnoliopsida; Lamiales; Orobanchaceae. The record is from the annotation of a GenBank genome assembly.